AUGUCCCUAACCAUGCGCGCCGUCGCCCAAUUCGGCACCCCCUUCAACGUCUCCGUCAUCGACAGACCAAUGCCCACAAUCCUCAACGGCACCGACGUAAUCGUGCGCAUGAACGCCUCCGCCAUCUGCGGCAGCGACCUCCACAGCUACCGCGCUGCGUCUGGAUCCGAAGAACACCCGUACCUAUACGGACACGAGGGGAUCGGACACGUCGUCGAGGUCGGCGACUCGGUGCAGUUCCUCUCAGUCGGCGAUUACGUGGUUAUCCCGGAUAACUUUGACAAUGGGCAUUUUACCACCGAGCCGGACGUGUAUGUUCCGUCUCUGAGCUCCGGGGGUGUAGAGGGGGGUGGGGCUUUGCCGGGAUUGCAGGCCGAAUACGCCCGCAUCCCCUUCGCCGACAACUCGCUCAUCCCGGUCCCGGUAACCGAUACAACAAACACCACAACCCUAAUCGACUACCUCUUCACUUCAGACAUCUUCGCAACAGCCUGGAGCGGCGUAACCUGGUCCGGUUUCGAACCCGGCGACACCAUCGCAGUCUUCGGCGCCGGCCCCGUCGGUCUCCUCGCCGCAUACUCGGCCCUCCUACGGGGCGCAUCACGCGUCUACAGCAUCGACCGCGUGCGCAACCGUCUCUCCCUCGCGGAAUCCAUCGGCGCGAUCCCCAUAAACUUCGAGGACGCCGACCCCGUCGCGCAGAUCCUAGCCCUCGAGCCGAACGGCGUUCGGCGCGGCGUGGAAGCAGUCGGCUACGAAGCCGUUGAUGCGUCCGGCGCCAUCGAUUCGGGGAUUACCGUGCGCCAGCUGAUUAAUGUUACGGCCCCGCGCGGCGGCAUCGGUGUCGUUGGACUGUUCUCGUCCGGACAGGCGGAUAUCGACUAUGGCGCGGCGUAUGCGAAGAUGGUCUCUGUGAGCGGGGGCAUUGUGCUCCCGCUCCAGGUGGCCGGGGAGAUCGUGCCGCUUAUUAACAGCGGCCAGGCGCAUCCGGGCUUCAUUGUUACUAGUGUGAUUGGGAUUGAGGAGGCGCCGGAGUAUUAUCAACGGUUUAAUCGGACGGAGGAGAGUAAGGUUGUGAUUGGGUUUUAG
Molecule: messenger RNA, 1089 nt
Organism: Aspergillus mulundensis
Lineage: Eukaryota; Fungi; Ascomycota; Eurotiomycetes; Eurotiales; Aspergillaceae
Product: Alcohol dehydrogenase protein
Exons: 2
Coding region: 1-1089 (362 amino acids)
Molecular function (GO): zinc ion binding; oxidoreductase activity
Source: RefSeq, a predicted model, not a curated record